AUGCCCGUAUACAACUUCAAAAAGAUGAGCCCUGUGCCCUCGGCACCGGAUCUCAUCGACAUUGUCUUGAUGCGAACCCAACGCCGGACUCCAACUGUAAUUCAUCCAGGCUACAAGAUCAAUCGCAUUCGUUCCUUCUACAUGCGGAAGAUUAAAUUUACUCAGCAAACAAUUUCUGAGAGGUUGAGCAAGAUGCUAACUGACUUUCCGCGGCUUAAUGACAUCCACCCAUUCUACGCAGAUCUAUGCAACACUUUAUACGAUAGAGACCAUUACAAGCUUGCCCUAGGUCAGCUAAAUACUGCCCGCUCGCUAGUUGAUCAAAUCGCGCGAGAUAUGAUUCGUAUGGUUAAAUAUGCAGACUCCGCCUAUCGCUGCAAGUGCCUCAAGCGCGCAGCACUUGGACGCAUGUGCACUGUGCUGAAGCGUCAGAAGGCUUCACUGGCCUACCUGGAAGAAGUCAGGAAACAUCUUUCUCGCUUGCCUUCAUUGGACCCUAAUACUCGCACCAUUCUAAUGUGUGGACUUCCAAAUGUGGGAAAAUCGAGUUUUAUGAACAAAAUCACAAGAGGAAAUGUCGAUGUCCAGCCUUACGCAUUUACAACGAAAUCUCUCUUUGUUGGUCACUGUGACUACAAGUAUCUUCGCUGGCAAGUGAUCGAUACGCCUGGUAUUCUGGACCACUCUCUUGAGCAAAGAAACACGAUUGAAAUGCAGGCCAUUAUUGCUCUUGCACACUUGACAUGCAGCGUUCUUUACUUUUGCGACCCUUCCGAGCAAUGUGGGUAUACUGUCGAACAACAAUGCUCCCUUUUCCGUAGCAUUAAGCCGCUGUUUGCAAACAAACAACUCAUCAUCAUUGUCAAUAAGGUAGAUCAAUUGCCAUGGGACGAAGUGCAACCGGAGAAACGGGAGAUGAUAGAAGAUCUAGGUAGAGACGCCAACUGUUCCAUUAUGACCAUGUCAAACAUAUCUGAGCAUGGAGUGUCUGCUGUCAAAGCCGCCGCUUGCGACAAACUGUUGGAGAAGCGUGUAGAUGCUCGAGUUGCAGGGAAAAAGGUGGAUGGGGUAAUGAAUCGCUUGCAAGUCUUUCAUCCCACCCCCAGAGAUGGUGUCCAUAGGCAGGCUCAUAUUCCGGAUUCCGUCAAGCAGGCAGUUGCCGAUGGUAGAAUUGGAUCUGCUGACCACAAGCCGAAGCGCUCUAGAAAAGGAUAUGCUGAAACUGUCGAUGACAUCGACAAAAAUGACGAGGAUGCCACCAUGGAUGUUUCUGGGCAAUUGAAAACAGCACGUGAUCUUAUGUGGGAAAAUGGCGGUCCUGGUGUUUGGGCACCCGAUUACAGAGAGCAAUACGAUCUAAAGGAUAAGGAUUGGCGAUUCGAUGCGAUUCCAGAGAUCAUGGACGGAAAGAAUAUCGCUGACUUUGUUGAUCCUGACAUUGAGAAGAAACUUGCGGAACUGGAGGACGAAGAAGAACAGCUACUCGAGGAACUUGCUGCACAGCGAAUGGGAGAGGAACCAGACUCUGACCUUGACAGCGAGGAGGAAGCUGCAGUAGCUGCAAUCAGAGACAGAAAGAAAAUAAUAAAAAAUAUAUCUCAAGCAAAUCGCUCCGAGAAUAAGCCAGUUCUUCCCCGAAGCAUUCGUGGAAGGACAAAAGACAAACAUGAUCGUGGUGACCGCAAUAAGGAUGUGGUCAAGGACAAGAUGGAGAGGCUUGGAGUUGAUGCAAGCAUCAUGAUCAAACGCGGCCGAUCGCUUGACAAAACACGUGGAAGAAAGAGAGGAAUAUCUGUCAGCAGGGAUGUAGAAAUGGACAACUCUAACGAUUCACCAGGGACUGAAAUUAGCAAGACGCAGACGAAGAAGCAAAGACGAUCACGAAGUGAGGCUGCAAAACGCGAAGCUAGUAUUUCGCGCGGCCAUUCUCGGCCUCGUGAUCCUUCACAGAUCGGUCUCCAUUCUGAUGCAGCAGUUGAAGCGGCCAAAAAACUUGAGAAGCAAGGUCGUCGGAUGUGGGAAGGUGGUGCUGGGGAGGGCGACAAUCGUAAAGCCGUACACUUGGUGAGAUGGAUGAAUACUGGAAAGAAAAGAAAUGGAACCCAUUACUGCCGUUAA
Molecule: messenger RNA, 2118 nt
Organism: Cylindrotheca closterium
Lineage: Eukaryota; Bacillariophyta; Bacillariophyceae; Bacillariales; Bacillariaceae
Source: the annotation of a GenBank genome assembly